Melospiza melodia melodia is the source of this 3539-nucleotide messenger RNA. Its product is annotated as erythroblast NAD(P)(+)--arginine ADP-ribosyltransferase-like. Lineage: Eukaryota; Metazoa; Chordata; Aves; Passeriformes; Passerellidae. The record is from RefSeq and is a predicted model, not a curated record. Gene Ontology annotation, molecular function: NAD+ poly-ADP-ribosyltransferase activity; NAD+-protein-arginine ADP-ribosyltransferase activity.
UCCAGCGCCAUAAAAGGAAUUCAGGAAAGAGGUGGAGCCAUGCAAAUUAUUGCUAGGAAAGUUGCUGUUUCUGUACUUGGUGAGGGACACAUUUUAACGAACAUUUGCAAUUAUGGUGGCUGAAGACCCUGUGGCAAAGUCCUCCGUGACCUGCAGGAACAGGAGAGAUCCACUUGUUCCACCCUGGUCCCUGUGGCCUCUCCACUCUAUGGCUGUCCUGGCUCAGACCCUGGCACUGCUGGCAAUGGCCAUGGCCACCACAGCUGUUGAAGUGGUGACCCUGGACAUGGCCCCAGACUCCUUCGAUGACCAGUACAAGGACUGUGUCCCUGCCAUGAAUGCAAAUUUGCCGGCCCUCAACAGCUCCGAGUUGCAGAAGAACCCUCUCUUUGCCCAGGCCUGGACUAAGGCCACAGCGGAGUGGCAGAGUCGGGUCCCCCCGUCCCCUUUGUCAUCUCCAGCCCAGGCCAUCGCCAUCAUGGCCUUCACAAUGGAUGACCUCUACAGAGAGUUCAACGCAGCCGUGCGUGUGGCGGGGCGCUCCCGCCAGGAAUACCGGGACAACUUCCACUUCAAAACACUGCAUUUCCUGCUGACCCAGGCCUGGACGACACUGAGGGUCAUUCGAGGACCACAGUGUCAUGUCAUAUACUGGGGGGUGAGCAGGUACCAGUUCAAGGGAAAGCCUGGUGACAUCAUCCGUUUCGGUCAAUUCAUGUCGGCGUCAGAGAGUGAAACAACAGACAAGAUAUUUGGGAAUGCCACAGUGUUCCAGGUGCACACGUGCAACGGGGUGGGAAUCAAGCAAUUCUCCAAGUAUCCUGACGAGAAGAAGGUGCUGAUCUCACCCUUUGAGACCUUCGAGGUCACUGAAGUCUGGCAGGAAGUAGACAGGACGAGGAUUCAUCUGCGCACCAAAAAUCUCACCAGCAAAUACAACUGCGAGUGGGUGAACGGCGACACCACAGGUGGCAGCACGCCCAGCGCUCCCUUCCACUUUGGAGGACUCAUCCUGGCCACCACAGCCCUGGCAGGGGCCACCGGAAUCCUCUGAGCCUUGCGACCACCACGGCAUCCAAGGACACUGUGGUCACUGUGGCCGCCCCGAUCACCAACACCACCAUGGCCCCUAGAGAAACGAGACCACCAAGGCUACCAAGGCCACCACUGCCACUCUGGCCACCUUGGCAACUGUUGCCGCCAUGAGGUCACUGUGGCCACCAUUGUCACCGUGGCACUGAGGCCACCACAGACACUCUGGCCACCAUGUUUUGUUUUAGGGGGGUUGGCGGUUGUGUCUAGUCCAUGUCCUUAUUAUGGGGUGUUAGGGUUGGUUGUAGUGGCUGUUGCAGGGGGGUGUUAAUUAGUGAAUUUGGGGGUUUCUUUGGUAUCUUCGGUGCUUGUUAUGGUUUAUUGAGGGGGGAUGUUGGUUGUGUUGGUUUAUUCAGUGUUGUUAUCCUGAAGCUUGGGCUGGUUGUGGGGUUGUUGGUUUCAGUUUUUGGAUAGGUUUGGUUGUUGUGGUGGGGCUUGCUAUUGGGGAUGUGUUAGGACUAUUAGUGGACAAAAGGACAGUGAAUAAUGGGUGUCUGUUGUGUAUUUGGUUGGAUUUUAGUGGGGUGGCUCUGUUUAUUCAGAGGGGUGGGAUUGUUUUUAAUUGUGGGGUGAGGGUUUUUGUUGACUUUGUUUGUGGUGCUGGGAGCUUGUGUGUGGGUUAUCUCGAGGGGCAAUUGGGCUGUUUAGCGGAGGGGUCAGGAUGUAGUUUGGCUUAAAAUGCCAGCUUUGGGAAUUGGAGAAGAAGGUUUGAGUCCUUUCUUCCUGAAGUAGUGGGGUAACAUUAGGGUUACUCUAGGAAGGGGUUUAUUCUGCAAUCUUUGGCUUACAAGACCAAUGUUUUUAUAAAUUGUUAGAGUUGUUUACUAGGGCAGCCACACAGGGGAAUAAAACUAGAAAGAUUGUGAAGUAGGUGAAUGAGGCUGUUGUCUGAUAAUGAUGAAUGGGUGUUCUACUGGUUGGCUGCCCACUCAGGUUAAGAUGAGGACAUUAGCAACUAGGGUUCAGAAUAGGAUUUGUGAUAGAGGGCGAUAAGUUAUUGAUCAUAGUUUAGAUGUGUGAGAGCAUCCCCAGGGCUUCCUUCCAACUUGGAGGACUCCUCCUGGCCACCACAGCCCUGGCAGUAGCCACUGGGAUCCUCUGAGCCAUGAAACCACCACGGGCUCCAAGGUCACUGUGGUCACUGAGGCAACCGUGGCCACCAUGAUCACCAAGGUCACUGUGGCCACCCUGAUCACCAGUGCUACCAGGGCCCCUAGAGGAACAACACCACCAAGGCUACCAAGGCCACCACUGCCACUAUGGCCACCUUGGCCACUAUUGCCACCAUGAGGUCACUGUGGUCAUUAUCACUGUGGCACUGUGGCCACCACUGCCACUCUGGCCUCCAUGGUCACUAUAACCACCAAGGCCACUGUGGCCACCAUGAUCAUCUAGAAUCUCUCAGCCGUAAGGCUACCACAGCCACCGUGGCUACCAAUAUAAUUUUGCAAAGAAAUUCUAUUAAAAUAUUCAAUCAAAACAAUGCCAUUAAAGAAUUCUGAUAAAGCAAGCAAAAAUCUGACAAUUCCUAGGCAAGGCUCAAUGUAAGUCCCCACACCAGCACUUAUGGGAAUGUCUCUCUCUCUGCCUUGAGGAGGAUCCUUUGGGACCAUCCCCUUCCCGAGGGAGGAAUGUCACACAAAUUCCAUUUUAAGCAGGAAGAGGGGAGAAGAAUCUCUGUCAGAGAGGGGACUACACACUUCCACAGUCAGCUGAUGGAUGGCCAGGCCCAGCUCUGGUGCUUCAGCCUUAGUUAUCAAUUCCGGGUUGGUGAUUUGGGCUGGUUUUAGCCCAAUUCAGCACCAAAAUCAGCACCAGACCUCUCUCAAUGCAGCCCUGACAGCCACAAAUGGGGCAUUGUCCCUUGGCCGCAUUCCAGACAGAGCAUCCUGUCACAGCCUCCAGUUCAGAGGGCCUUAAAGGCUGGAAAUUGGGAGGUUCAAGAAGGCAAGGGCAGAUCCUACCCCUGGGUAGGGACAGUCCCCAGUGCCACUCCAGGCUGGGUGGGACCUGCAGGAGCACCUGUGGAGAAGGACCUGAGGAUGCUGGUGGGUGACCAGUGCAGCUGGCCAUGUGGCCUGGGGCCAGGAGGGAUCUGGGGAUGUUGGAAAGAGUGGGGUCAAUACACCAGGGUCCCUCCAUCUCAAACCAUUGCAGAGCCCCUGGGGCCGAGAUGGGGCGGGGCGGGCGCUCAGCAGCACCAGCAGCUCGUGCUGCCACCGGCUGUUGGCACCUGGAACUGCAGCUGGGAGCAGCGCAGGGUCGCUGAUUUCCCGCGCUCGCUGCUGCUCUCCCGUGGACAUUUUCCAAACUACAACUGCAUGGCCAGUUCCAGGAGAUGAGCAAGUACAGAACAAAAACCCCUGAUUUGAAAGAAAAAAGAAUUUCCUGAGCGAAACAUCAAGGUUUUUCUCAGCAAUAAAUGGAUUGUGUUACCUCUGUCCCCA